CAGAUUCCGUCAUUGGUAGCGUCGCUUCAAUUUUGUGUCGACUGGUGAGUGAGAAAGACGUCAUUUUCUGCUCUCGUUUCUGGAAAGAUCUGAACAAGACUCAUCCAUUUCUCCCUUUCUGCGAUCGAAUCGAGAAGCUUUGAGGCUGAAUUGCAAGGACUUUUGGCAGAAGAAAAUCAUCACACCAGCAAUAUGUGCUUUGACUGCCUCAAUAACUCUUCAGACAACUACGACUCCGAUUCGUCGGAUGAUUCACCUGGAAACCUCGCAGGAAUGGACCUGUUUCAGUUCCUUCGCUUUGGCCAGUUCGGAGGCUCAGGAAGACGUUGGGGCCCCUACAACUUUCAAAAGCAAUGGGCCACCUCUGAGCAGAGAGCUGAAGCCAUCGAGAGGAUUGCCAGUGGCAAGGAGACCAGGGCCAAGAUUGCGGCCGACUUGGGCUUCAGCACCAGCUCUUUGGCCCGAUGGUGGAAGCAGCACCAGCGAGCCCAGGGCAUCGAGGUUGCUCCCCGCAAGCCCAAGACCAAGAUGGGUGGAUUGGGACAUCCUGCCCUAACUGCCCCUGUGAAGACAGUCCUUGGGGUCCCUGGGCCUAGCAAGGUGCUGGGGGAUGUGACAAACAAACGCCCUCCUGCCACCACUGGGCUGAGCUCGGUCAGGAGUGUGGCCAAGUUUCCCAACAGCAUGCAGGCCAUGAAGAGGCUGAGGGAUGGAGAGGACGAGGUUGAUGAGUCUUCCAAGCGCCCACGUUUGGAGACGGUUGAAAACCACAAGGACAGUGAUGGAAAAUCUACCCUGUAAAUUCUUGAAGUGUGAAUUGAAAAUUAAAAAGACAAAAAAAUCAA
Neocloeon triangulifer is the source of this 845-nucleotide messenger RNA. RefSeq lists its product as uncharacterized. The coding region runs from base 193 to 801 and encodes 202 amino acids. NCBI's taxonomy places the organism in Eukaryota, Metazoa, Arthropoda, Insecta, Ephemeroptera, Baetidae. The transcript is spliced from 2 exons. The record is from RefSeq and is a predicted model, not a curated record.